ACAUCCGGUGCGGUACAUCGGAGGCCAAGCAGCUCUUUGCGCGGUGUUCACCCACCGCCGCCUCGUGUCUCCCAAUUCCGUCUCGUUCUGCAGUGAUUCCACACCGCAGGUGGGCAGCCAUGAUGGCGUGCGCCCUCGCCGUCGCCUGGCCUGCAGCGUCUCUCGCGCCAUCCGGCAAGAGGAACCUCUCCGGCGGCCGUCCCCCAUGGCUGCCGUCUCCCAGACCUUCAGGCAGCAGAAGGGCGUCACUGCUGCUGCCCCGCCGGCGCUCGCAGAAGACGGCGUUCGUGGUGGGUGGUGCCGCGAGCUUUUGCACGGCCUCGCUGAAGCGAUCGCCGAGAAUGCGAGGCCACGGAGAACAGGUUUGUGCAACGCGGAGGAGACGGGCGGACAUCCAGUCGGACACGUACGUGCUGAUGGAACCCGGCAUGGAUGAGGCGUUCGUGUCCAGGGAGGAGCUGGAGGAGAGGCUCAAGGGCUGGCUCAAGAACUGGCCCAGGGACACCCUGCCCCCAGACCUUGCCAGGUUCGGCACGGUCGACGAGGCCGUCUCGUACCUCGUCAGGUCCGUGUGCGUGCUCGAGAUCGACGGAGACGUUGGUUCCGUGGAGUGGUACCAGGUCCAGCUGGACUAGUUGCCGCCCUAGAUUGGAUGUAUAGCGCUGAGAAACCCAUUGAGAGCCUUUUUUUUCACGCCCCUCAACUUCUCGCCUCUGGACGGCCGCCCAAUAUGCAGAUAUGGCGACGCGAACCGUGACUCCGUGAGCUUACCCCUCCUUUGCGGUCUCCUACCAGUGAGGACUUGUUUUCUCAAAAAAUUCCUUCCGCUCUAGAUUAAGAACUACUCUAGAUCGGCACGCCUUUGGUAGGAGACCUCGAAGAAUCCUUUAAUCAGCAUCUUGAAUAUUUCAUGUAGUUAGCUUGAUCAUAAUUGUUCAUAUUUGUGCAACUAAACAACACGGCUGGAAGUCUUUGACUUUCUAA
Molecule: messenger RNA, 984 nt
Organism: Zea mays
Lineage: Eukaryota; Viridiplantae; Streptophyta; Magnoliopsida; Poales; Poaceae
Product: Protein CHLORORESPIRATORY REDUCTION 7 chloroplastic
Cellular component (GO): chloroplast stroma
Source: RefSeq, marked predicted